AUGGACGGGGAGAGGCGGCCGGCGCCGGGCCCGCCCUCCCAGGGCCUGUUUGCGGACGCGCACCUGGUGCUGUGGACGCUGUGCUCGGUGCUGCUGCCUGUGUUCAUCACUCUGUGGUGUAGCCUCCAGCGCUCGCGCCGGCAGCUGCUCCGCAGGGACAUCUUCCGCAAGAGCAAGCACGGGUGGCGCGACACGGACCUGUUCAGCCAGCCCACCUACUGCUGCGUGUGCGCGCAGCACAUCCUGCAGGGCGCCUUCUGCGACUGCUGCGGGCUCCGCGUGGACGAGGGCUGCCUCAAGAAGGCCGACAAGCGCUUCCAGUGCAAGGAGAUCAUGCUCAAGAAUGAGGGCAGAGCCCCAGACACCAUGCCCCACCACUGGAUCCGUGGCAACGUGCCCCUGUGCAGUUACUGCGUGGUUUGCAAGCAGCAGUGCGGCAGUCAGCCCAAGCUGUGCGAUUACAGAUGCAUUUGGUGUCAGAAAACAGUACAUGAUGAGUGCAUGAAAAAUAGCUUAAAGAAUGAAAACUGUGAUUUUGGAGAAUUCAAAAACCUCAUCAUUCCACCAAGUUAUUUAACCUCCAUUAAUCAGAUGCGUAAAGACAAAAAAACAGAUUAUGAAGCGCUAGCCUCAAAGCUUGGAAAGCAGUGGACCCCCUUAAUAAUCCUGGCCAACUCUCGUAGUGGAACUAACAUGGGAGAAGGACUAUUGGGAGAAUUUAGGAUCCUGUUAAAUCCAGUCCAGGUUUUUGAUGUAACUAAAACUCCCCCUAUCAAAGCCCUGCAACUCUGUACUCUUCUUCCCUAUUAUUCAGCUCGAGUACUUGUUUGUGGAGGGGAUGGGACUGUGGGCUGGGUCCUGGAUUCAAUUGAUGAAAUGAAAAUUAAGGGACAAGAAAAAUACAUUCCACAGGUGGCAGUCUUGCCUCUGGGAACAGGCAACGAUCUGUCCAAUACAUUGGGUUGGGGAACAGGUUAUGCUGGAGAAAUCCCAGUUGCACAGGUCUUAAGAAAUGUAAUGGAAGCGGAUGGAAUUAAACUAGAUCGAUGGAAAGUUCAGGUAACAAAUAAAGGAUACUACAACUUAAGAAAACCCAAGGAGUUCACAAUGAACAACUAUUUUUCUGUUGGACCUGAUGCUCUCAUGGCUCUCAAUUUUCAUGCUCAUCGUGAGAAGGCACCAUAUCUGUUUUCUAGCAGAAUUCUUAAUAAGGCUGUUUACUUAUUCUAUGGAACCAAAGAUUGUUUAGUGCAAGAAUGUAAAGAUUUGAAUAAAAAAGUUGAGCUAGAACUGGAUGGUGAGCGAGUAGAACUGCCUAAUUUGGAAGGUAUUAUAGUUCUGAACAUUGGAUACUGGGGCGGUGGCUGCAGACUGUGGGAAGGGAUGGGAGAUGAGACUUACCCUCUAGCCAGGCAUGAUGAUGGUUUACUAGAAGUCGUUGGAGUAUAUGGGUCUUUCCACUGUGCUCAGAUUCAAGUGAAACUGGCAAAUCCUUUUCGAAUAGGGCAGGCACAUACAGUGCGGCUGAUUUUGAAGUGCUCAAUGAUGCCAAUGCAGGUAGAUGGGGAGCCGUGGGCCCAAGGGCCCUGCACUGUCACCAUAACUCACAAGACACAUGCACUGAUGUUGUACUUCUCUGGAGAACAAACAGAUGAUGACGUCUCUAGCACUUCGGAUCAAGAGGACAUAAAGGAAACUGAGUAG
This is a messenger RNA of Cynocephalus volans (Philippine flying lemur), 1704 nucleotides long. RefSeq names its product diacylglycerol kinase epsilon (gene DGKE). The record is from RefSeq and is a predicted model, not a curated record. The coding region runs from base 1 to 1704 and encodes 567 amino acids. Lineage: Eukaryota; Metazoa; Chordata; Mammalia; Dermoptera; Cynocephalidae. The transcript has 11 exons. Gene Ontology annotation, molecular function: ATP-dependent diacylglycerol kinase activity.